Molecule: messenger RNA, 1457 nt
Organism: Ostrinia furnacalis (Asian corn borer)
Lineage: Eukaryota; Metazoa; Arthropoda; Insecta; Lepidoptera; Crambidae
Product: glycine-rich protein 3-like
Exons: 2
Coding region: 84-386 (100 amino acids)
Source: RefSeq, a predicted model, not a curated record
UUAGGCACCGUCAUCAAGGUGCAGGUAUAUAAGCGCAGGACGCAUUAGGCGGAACAUACUGAAUCGCGAACCCUGACAUCAACAUGAAGUUCAUUCUCACCGCCCUCGCCUUGGUGCUUUUGGUGAGCUUGGCGUCAGCUGGCGGCUUCCACGGCGGCUGGUCCUCGCCGGUGUACCGCCGCGUGGUGUACACCGUACCAUCUUACAGCAGUGGCUGGUCCGGCGGCCACGGAGGCGGCUACGGGGGCGGCUACGGGGGCGGCUACGGGGGCGGCUAUGGAGGCGGCUACGGCGGCGGCUACGGAGGCGGCUACGGGGGCGGCUACGGUGGCGGCUACGGCGGUGGCUACGGCGGCGGCAAAGGAUGGAACAGCGGGUGGUGGUAGACGAGAACAAGGAACUAAUUGGCGUGCGAUUGAGUUGAUUCGUGAUUACAGUGAAGGAUAGUGUUAAUCAUUAGAAUACUAGCGAGAAACCGCAAAUAUGCUCACAGAUCCAAGAGUGCGUCAGAAAUAUUGCUUAGAUUUGAUGAUCAUUAUUGAACUAGAUUAGUUUUUAAAUUGGACUAUACGAAAUCGUAUCUAUUUCUAUUAUGCAUCAAAUGAAACUAAAGCAAUAUAUUAUUUCAUAAUAAACGCACACCGUUAAAGACGGGUCGGGUUAUAAUGGCACUUGCAGUAGAGAUAUUGACAUUAAUUGACACUAUCUCAGAAUUCGCAACAAAACUAGUGCCCUGUGCUCUUUAUGUAAGUAAUAAUGAGUGCAGUUGCAAGCCGCAUAUUACGAGUAGGUACUUACUGGGAAUGUUAAGUGAGUUAUUUCACAAACUGUGACAUUUGAUAUUUCCUCGUCAAAACAAGCGCUAGUUUUACUGGACUGACUCAAUCAAACGCCAAUCUUCGCUGUUUGUCGCAAAGUGACGCGUCUGGAACAUAUCGCCCAAGUGCAACCGCCGCCCGCGGCCGUCCGCAUUUGUUGCUACAUAGAGUAAAGCUUGAUUCACAUGAAGCAUAAAGCGUUGGCAUUAUAUAAGACUAAGUAAAAAGUGAUAUCAAAGAUAAUGUCCUCAAGAAAUAGUAUGGUUGUGUUUGAAUUGCCUAUCAGACCUAUAACUGUUGCUUGCAAUGCAACUCUUAGGCGCAAGAUCUUUGGUAUUUCCACAAAAGCUGUCAUGGGACAACAAGAAUUAAAUAAAGCAUUCGAAAGAUAUCUGUUAAAGUAAGCUUUUGAAAUGUAACUCGAGUAGGUAAAUUGCAAUUUAUGAUUGCUAGUGUGAAUCAAGCCUUACUCAUUAAUUAGCCAAAAUACGCAGAUUAAUCUAACUGGGUUAAUUCGGCCAUAAACUCCUCACAUCCAGCGACUACUUCAUGCGACUAAAAUACACUUAAACUCUUUUUUGUAUAACGUUGCCUAUUUUCUGUGAUAUUCUAUCAAUAAUUAAAUGGUACUAACCCAAA